AUGACAAAGAAACUCAUAGACAAGUUAAGGUUAAAAAUAGAUAAGCUAUCCUUAAUAGUAGUAAUCACUACAACUGAUAUUAGAAUGAGAGCACUAGGGCAAAUCAAUAAUAUAAAAAUAGCUAUACAAGAUAUCCUCUUAUCUAGUACCUUUCAAAAUAGUGAUAGCAGAGAUGAAUUUGGUGAAUAUAUCUAUGAAGAUGAGGAAUUAGUUAAAGCAGAAGAAUAUUAUACAGAAGAAAACACUGAAGAAAGAAAUAAAUUAUUUUAUAACUCCUAG
Scutellospora calospora is the source of this 279-nucleotide messenger RNA. Lineage: Eukaryota; Fungi; Glomeromycota; Glomeromycetes; Diversisporales; Gigasporaceae. The record is from the annotation of a GenBank genome assembly.